Messenger RNA from Linum trigynum, 3018 nucleotides. NCBI's taxonomy places the organism in Eukaryota, Viridiplantae, Streptophyta, Magnoliopsida, Malpighiales, Linaceae. The record is from the annotation of a GenBank genome assembly.
GUUUCUAAGUGAUGGAAAUUUUGUAUAAUAUAUAGUAACUUUAUUUAUUGGUAUAUUUCUGUAUGUAGUUUCAAAUUUCCCAAAAAGGAAUUCUUCUCGUCAAACCCAUUUUCUCCUCAUCACAAAUUCAAUCUAUAUACCAUAACCAUGAUUAUAUACUAACAAAAAAAAACUACCAUAACCAAUAGAACAAACAAAAAAAUCAACCUAAAUUUGAGAGAUUUCGCAUUGAUUUACUUGGCCUUUUUACAUACCCCACAGAAAAAGAAGAAAAAAAAAAUCAAGGCAAUAAUAUAGAACUAGCUAGGACGAAUACUUUUCCAGAAAGUAGUUCAUCAUCAUCGACAUAAAAAAAAAAAGGAAGAAAAGGGCAGAAUCGAAACACUCUCCCUUGCAAGUCCUAUCAGCAGAGGGCCCCAAUUUCCCGAUCAAACCCACAUAUUAAUUCAUCCAACAAAAUAGUGUACUAACUCUGUCGACACACACCGAUUCGGACACGGCUUUUCCUCUAUUAAUUAACUUCCGUAGAAGAAAAUUAGUAUAUUUAAAUUAAGCAUUUAAGUCUCUCAAAAAUAAAAUCCCAUAAUCAUCAAUAAAUCUCUCCCUCCAAUCUUUGCUCUCCAAGCAUCACCCAAAGGACAAUGACAGCCUUUCACAACACAUCACACAAACAUAUGUAUAUGGUCUUAAAUUUGGCUUCGGUCUAAUAAAUCUCAUUUUAAUUAUCCGAUUUGUUUCAAAUCAAUUUCAUAAACGGUGAACUUCUUGAUAAUUGAAUGAUAAUUUUUAGUGAGUUUAGGCUAAAAUGUAUAGUACACAUGGUAUUGAUUAAUUCAUACCAACUCUUCUCUCUCCAUAUCACUAGAUUUGCUAAGCUCAUUAAUUCCUCCAUUCACCGCCCAUUAAAUUUCCUUUCCUUUCUUUCUUCCCUCCCCUUCAAAUCCAGUCCUUCUAUAUAUAUCCCAAUAAUUCUCCCACCCAAACCCAACUCCAACCUCACCUUCCAUUCCAAUCUUUUAUUCCCCAUAUCCUCUCGGGAAAACACAAAGAAAGAAGAGAAAAUGGCUUCUUCUUCAAGCCAUAGGAUCAUCAACCUUCUCUUAGCUUCUGUGGUGGCUGCUUCCUUCUUCCUCCCCUCCUCCAUGGCCCUGAGCUUCGACGUCGGCGGUAAAGACGGUUGGGUGGUCAAGCCUUCCGAGUCCUACGAUCACUGGGCUCAACGCCUCCGCUUCCAAGUCAACGACUCCCUCGUGUUCAAGUACAAGGAAGGGUCAGACUCAGUGGUGCAAGUAAAGAAAGAGGAUUACGACAGCUGCGACACCAGCAGGAAGCUGAAAGUCAUGAAAUCAGGAACCUCCGUCUUCAACUUCCCUCAAUCUGGACCUUUCUACUUCAUCAGCGGCAACAAGAAGCAGUGCCUCGCCGGCCAGAAGCUCAUCGUAGUGGUCCUCGCCGUCCGAUCUCCCCCGGCGAUCCCCAAGACGCCAACAGCGCCGCCGUCCCCUGCCCCUGCUCUGCCUCCGACAGCAUCCCAGCCGCCCAGCUCCGCCCCGGCAGGAACUCCCGAUCUGGCCCCACAGCCGUCCGCCGGUUCUUCUCCUCCUGCCACCGCGCCAUCGCAGGGUGAUGCUGCUCCCGGUGGUUCUCCCGCCGGCGCUCCCUCGAACUCCCCUGCCACCGCGCCUUCACAGGGUACUGCUGCUCCCGGGAUUUCCCCCGCCGGCGCCUCGAUUUCGCCUGCCGGACAGCCGGGCAGUUCCCCUCCUGGGCCGUCGGGGUUGCCGGGCAGCGCUGACCAGACUUCUCCGCCGGAGGCGGCUAAGAAUUCCUCUUCUUCAUCGGCGGUGGCAGUGGCGGUCGCUUCGCCAGUUUUGGUGGCUGUCGGAUUGGGAUUCAUUGCGAUGUUCAUCUGAUCAUACCUUUCCUAUUGAGUUAUUGUUAGAUUAGAGUUAAUUUGUUUUUCUUUUCAUGGGGUGUUAAAUUUGGAUGUGAUUAUUGACGAUGAGGUUUUAUGGAUAUGUGGAACUUGUUCAUCGGAGUCACAUAUAUUUCAUUUGAUCGUGUUAUCUCUUUAAUACCUUCUCGUUUUUUUUUUUUUUUUUUUAAAUUUCACCUUUGAUUUUGAACUAUCUCUAGACAUUUGGUAUUUGGCACUAGUGACAGAAGUUUGGUACGUGGUAUAUCAGUGAGUCCAACUCUGUGAAACUCAUCAACAAUUAGCAACGAAUAUAUAUGUACUUGAAAAAGCACGUCAUUUAAGGCUUGAAAGUGCCUCACCAAUUAAUUCAUUUGGCCAAACGCAGAUGCCAGCUGUCAUUGUAUUUGUACCCCUUCAUCGCUUUAUGAAUUGUGAGGGCUCAUGAAUGUGUUUUCCAAGUUGGAUAUCUAUCAAUCAUUUUGAUAUAUAUCAGGGUACUUGUCUUUCGAGUCAUUCACUUCACGAGCUAAUGUGGCUUUUGAACCAACUUAUGCUUUCUUUUCUUUCAAUUCUCUGUUUUUUCAUUGGAUUUCUUAUAUAUGUUCCACACAGACAUUGUAUUUAUAUAUAUAUAGUGGCGUCUUCGGUGCACUCACUUUUUUGGGUGCAUUCAGUACACUCGCUUUCUAACCGUCAUUUUAAACAUGUGAUUUAUGUCAAAAUUAUGUCAAUCAUCACUUAUGAUGUGAUGAACAAUAACACACAUGAAUUUGUACAAAAAUCAUUAAAGAUUUGCUUUAAUUUAAAUAUCACUUAUGAUGUGAUGAACAAUAACGCACAUGAAUUUGCACAAAAAUCAUUAAAGAUUUGCUUUAAUUUGAAGGAUUUAGAUUUUAGAGAUUUAGGGUUAGGGUUAGGGUUUACAAUUUGGGAUUUAGGGAUAGAACUCAAAAUUGGAGAUAUAGGGCUUAGGGUAAUCCGCUAAUUAGUUGUUAUCAUAUGUUAUAUCAUCAUAUUACACUAAUUCUACAAAUUAAAAUUCAAAAUCCGACACCUUAACACUAAUUUUUGAGUGGGUGCAUUAAACGCACGCUUUUUUG